GAUAUCCGUUUCCGGUAUCCAAACACGCUAUAAAACAAGAUAAUUCCGCUUUUGACUUUUGUUUUUGGUAUUAUAGACAAAAAAACUUUAGUUUUUAACUUCAGUUUCCGGGAAAGUAAAAGCAGUGUUGCUUGCGCAAUCCAACCGCACUGUAACCAUCCAACACAUGUUCACGCGUAUGGUAUAGCAACACCAUUGUCACGAUAAAAAGAAAACAGUGAUAUGAUCUGUUUGUCAACACAACAUGACCUUUGGUUUUGAGUUGACAGUCAACGUAUGUCUGAAUGAAUAUGAGGAAAUUUGCCCCCAUCCCAUGACUUAUUUGUACUUAAAAAAACAAUAACUGAGUGGUGGUGGUGGUUUUGUUUCUUUAUCCACCUCUUCUCUUCCCCAUGUGCAAAGGUGCUUAAUACAACUGUCUAAUGUUCUCUCUCACUCAUCACUGUCUUCCUCUUUCCCUUUUCUUCCUUUUUCACUUCAUCAUCUCAAACCCAAACCAAGCCAUUAGCUGAGGCUGGUGGAGAGCACACAGAUCUCACCACUUGACAUCAUACUUCUCAUCACCAGAUAUACAUUUUUCUCAUCAACUCAAGAAGCUCCUUGUUGGUAAGAUCCAUUUAUAUGUUUUCAGAUUUCUUUUCUUAUGAUUCUUCAUCUCCUUCUCUAGUCACAUAAAUUUCUGUUUUCUGGAUACAUAUUAGAUAAUUAAUUAGGUGCUGAAUGGUUCCAUUUAGUAAUUUUAACUCCAUGGAUCAUCACAAUACUACUAAUUACAAGGAGAAGAAGAACAAGUCUUCUUCUUCUUCUCCAAACACAAAUGCAUUUAAUGUCUUCAUCUUCUGCACCGCAAUCUUCUUCUUUUCAACCAAUUCCACCUCUGCUCAAACUACUACUACUACUACACCAUCAUCAUCGUAUGCAUCCACUGAUAAGCUUCUUAUAAACUGCGGUGCCACCGGAGAUGAUAAAGAUCCCGAUGGUCUAGAAUGGACUACCGACAUUGGUUCUAAAUUCGCACCAUCCACAUCAUCAUCACUAAAAUCCCCUGCUUCCACUCAAGACCCCUCAGUUCCUGAAAUCCCAUUCAUGACUGCUCGUGUAUUCCGCUCUGAAUUCACCUACACUUUCCCGGUCUCAUCCGGUCGGAAAUUCGUCCGGCUAUACUUUUACCCUGCUUCCUAUUCCGGUCUCAACGCUUCCGAUUCCCUGUUUUCUGUCACUGCUGGUCCGUAUACACUGCUUAAUAACUUCAGUGCUUCUCAAACUAGCCAAGCCCUCAAUUUUGCGUUCAUUGUCAAGGAAUUUUCAAUCCCAGUGACGGAUGACAACGAGAGGUUGAACAUAACCUUCACACCAUCUCCCACCUCCAAAUCAUCAUAUGCUUUCGUCAAUGGGAUCCAGGUCGUCUCCAUGCCUGAUAUUUACAGCAACGACGGUACUAGUGCCUUCAUCAUGGGAGAGUCGUCUCCUUUCAGCAUUGAUAACAGUACUGCACUCGAGAAUGUCUUCCGUCUCAAUGUAGGUGGAAACUACAUUUCUCCAACCAAAGAUGCAGGCUUGUUGCGUUCUUGGUCCGAUGAUUCUCCUUACAUCUUCGGAGCAGGCUUCGGUGUCACUGAUACGAUUAGUCCUAAUGCUACAAUUGACUACCCACCAGGGAUGCCGGAUUAUGUUGCGCCUAAAGAUGUCUAUGCCACUGCUAGAACAAUGGGCCCUGAUCUGCACAUCAACCAGAAUUACAAUCUCACCUGGAUUUUCUCAAUCGAUCCAGGGUUUUACUACUUGGUUAGGCUUCAUUUCUGUGAGAUCCAAGCGACUAUGACCAAAAUUAAUCAGAGGGUUUUUCAAAUCUUCAUCAAUAAUCAAACUGCUGAGGAUGCCGCGGACGUUGUUGGUUGGGCAGGGAAGAAUAGAGUUCCUGUGUACAAGGAUUAUGUCGUUUUCGUUCCACAGGGAAAUGGUGCUCAACAGGAUAUGUGGCUUGCACUGCAUCCAAACACGGCAUCCAAGUCCAACUAUUAUGAUGCCAUCUUAAAUGGAGUGGAGAUAUUCAAAGUUAACAUCACCAAUGGAAGCCUCGCUGGACCUAAUCCGAUUCCCUUGCCUAAACAGGAAACCAUUGAUCCUGCUUCAGCUAGAUCUUCGGGAAAGUCAAAUAACCAAACUGGAGCCAUUGCUGGAGGUGUUAUAGGUGGUGUUGCUGCAAUCUCGUGUCUUGCUUGCUUAAUUUUGUUUCUGGUGGGAAGGCGCAGGCGACGCCAAGGGGAUGGGAAAGGGAAAGGAAAAGAGUCUAGUGCUGGCGACGGGCCGUCAGGGUGGCUUCCACUUUCACAAUAUAGCAAUUCACAUUCUGGAGGUUCUGCAAAGACAAGUGCCACGGGCAAAAGCUAUGCUUCUUCAGUUCCUGCCUCGAACCUCUGUCGUCACUUCUCAUUCGCUGAAAUUAAAGCUGCUACCAAGAACUUCAAUGAAGGUCUAAUCAUCGGAGUUGGUGGUUUUGGCAAAGUUUAUGCGGGUGAAAUCGAUGGCGGAACCACUAAAGUUGCAAUCAAGCGAGGAAAUCCACUGUCAGAUCAAGGUGUAAAUGAGUUCCAAACAGAGAUUGAGAUGCUCUCUAAGCUCAGACAUAGACAUCUUGUCUCUCUAAUCGGUUACUGCGAGGACAACUCUGAAAUGAUCCUCGUGUAUGACCACAUGGCACACGGAACCCUUCGAGAGCACCUUUACAAGACUCAAAACCCUUCGCUCUCGUGGAAACAAAGGCUCGAGAUCUGCAUUGGGUCUGCUCGUGGUUUACAUUACCUGCAUACUGGUGCGAAACACACCAUCAUCCACCGAGAUGUGAAGACAACAAACAUUCUGUUGGAUGAGAAAUGGGUCGCAAAGGUUUCUGAUUUCGGGUUGUCAAAGACAGGGCCAGCACUGGAUCACACUCAUGUCAGCACAGUUGUGAAGGGUAGUUUUGGGUACUUGGAUCCCGAGUACUUCAGGAGGCAGCAACUGACAGAGAAAUCGGACGUCUAUUCGUUCGGUGUUGUACUGUUUGAGGUACUGUGUGCAAGACCGGCACUGAAUCCAUCUCUAGCCAAGGAGCAAGUUUGCUUGUCUGAAUGGGCCAUACACUGCUGCAAGAAGGGAAUCAUUGAUCAAAUCGUGGACCCGUUUUUGAAAGGGAAGAUUGCACCAGAGUGUCUUAAGAAGUUUACAGAGACAGCUGAGAAGUGUUUGGACGAUAUAGGAGCAAACCGGCCGUCGAUGGGUGAUGUUCUCUGGAACCUUGAGUUUGCAUUGCAGCUGCAGGAGAGUGCUGAAGAGAAUGGGCUAGUGAAAGUGGAAGACUUGAGCAUGACUGAUGGCCAACCAAACUAUAAGAAAGAUCCAAAUGAUUUGAAGUCUGGAGACACAUCGAGUAGCGUAAAUACGACAAGCAUGAGCAUCGGUGGUCAGAGCGUUGCUAGUGAAGAUUCGGAUGGCUUGACUCCUAGUGCUGUUUUCUCACAGAUCAUGAACCCAAAAGGCCGUUAACCAACGGGAGCAGCAGGAUAAGCAAGGGGUGGCUUACAAUAAUACUCUUUUACUGCUGACGACAAGGCAUCUCUUGCUAAAACUUGAGUGAUCAACGGCCCAACCCAAAGCAGCAUCCUACCAGAAACGGACUGCGCGGUUACAUGUAAGUUGUUUAAAGUCGGACAUUGAGAUUUCUUACAUUACGUGAUAUUUAUUUGUAACUUGUUUAUUUUAUAACUUCCCACAAAGAAAUUGUACUGAAAUUUGUUACUAGUUGAUUAUACAUAUAUAUUUUUUCUCAUCGUGUCUGUCAGAUUUCGUUGCCGGCAGCAACCAAAAUCAUCAUCUGUAUCAUAAAGUGCAGAGUUAAU
Papaver somniferum (opium poppy) is the source of this 3878-nucleotide messenger RNA. RefSeq names its product receptor-like protein kinase FERONIA. Gene Ontology annotation, biological process: protein phosphorylation. The record is from RefSeq and is a predicted model, not a curated record. The coding region runs from base 721 to 3525 and encodes 934 amino acids. Lineage: Eukaryota; Viridiplantae; Streptophyta; Magnoliopsida; Ranunculales; Papaveraceae. Gene Ontology annotation, molecular function: protein kinase activity; ATP binding. The transcript has a single exon.